AUGCACCGUUUUAACUAGUUAAACGAUACUUAGCAAACAGGCUAAUAGUUUUGGGAUAGAUCUUAAAAAUAAACGAAUCUAAGUCAUUAUUUAGAAGAACAAAAUCCUUAAUUACAAAAUGAUUAAUGUAAAAUGAGGAAGGCAAUAAGAGCAUAUUUUGACUCUAGACCAUUUUCAACAAUAUAAGACGAUAAAUCUAAAAAGAACAACUCUUCAUGCUCAAAUAGUUACUCUAAUGAUAAUAGUGAUAUUAUUACAAUGCAUUCACAAAAUUAUCAUCAAUUAGCUAAUGAAAGUGACCUAGAAUAUGAUGAAUAGUUAAGUUAAUUAUUAAAAGUUCCUAUAAUAUAAGAUGCUAACCUUCAAAAUUCCAAACAAUACAUACCAAAGUAGUCUUUCGAUAUUCUUUAAAAAGCAUACAUUGAAUUAUAGCAAAAGUAUUUCAACGUUAGGGAGGAAAUAAAAGAAAACUAGAAUUAAUUAUGUUCUUUGUUAAGUGAAUUAAAAUCAUAGUAACAAAAUAAUGCAUAGUUAUCGAACUGUAGCUAAUUAAGUGAGUAGAGUAUAAGCUCAAAGCUUGAAGAGAAAUUUACAAGUUAAAUUAAUAAGGCUUUCAGGAUUAUGUAUGAAAAUUUAAAGGAGGAAUCAGAAAAAAUAAUUUAGUAAAAAGAUAAGCAAAUACAAGACUUGAAAGAGCAAACUGAAUAGUUGUCGAAAGUAAAUGAAUUAUUAAUUUAGCAGAAUGAGUAAAAAGAAAAUGCAUUAAUGGAUAUUAUACAGUAUUAUGGUAUACUGAAGCAGUAAAUAGAGAGUAUAAAGCAAGAAAGAGAAUUAAACUAAGAAUCACCUUCCUUAGUUGUUACUCAAAGAAACUAGAACAUAAAAUAAGCUUUCGAUUAAAUGAAUAAUACAAAUUCUAGUUUUUAAGUACUCUAAGAGUAAACCGAAAACGCUUAUUCAAUUCCAUCAUUCUCUUCUUCAAAUAGUAAAAAUAUCACAGAUAGCAUUAAAAAAAGUGAUCUUCAAUUCUAUUCUAAAAAUGGUAACAAUUAAUCAUAUCAACUCAACCCAGGCUUUUCUUUUGCAAUUAAAAGCUAGGGAUGUUAGUAAGAGAGUGAAAAAAAAUCAAAAGAAGAGAAUUAAUCAAAUAAAGAAAACUCUUAAAAUAGCAUAACCAAGCAUGAGCAAAAAUAAAAUAAUGAUAAGAAAUAAAUUACUAAGCAGUACGAAACGUUCAAAACAGAAGAGUGCGAUAAAAAUGAAGAACUAAUUUAUUUAGAGAAUUAGUAAAAAAUUUAAGUACUUACUUAAAAAGAUCUUAAUUAGCAAUAGGAUAAGCAACUCAAUUAAUAAAGCGAUGCACAAUAUUACUUCGAUGAUUAAAGCGAAACAGUAUUUGAAGAUGUUUAAGGAUAAAGCCUUUAUGAUCAGUAGUUUAUUUCUAAUCAAUAAAAUUAAAAGAUGCAAUAAUUCGGAGAAGAGAACUAUAUUAGCAAUGAUAUUUCAGCUUAAUUUAAUAAUUAGAUGAGUAAUCCAUAAUAAAGAGACUGUAAGUAUCAAAUUUAAUCAAAUAGUACACCUAAUAAGCAGUUUAGACAGCUAAAUGAUUAUCUUCAUUCUCAUGAAAUAAAUUUUGAAUAGGAAUAAUAAGAAAUAUAAAUGAUAAAAUAAAAAGUGAAAAAAUGCAAUAGAUUGAACAUGUUAUCAAAACUUAAAAAAGAAGUAUUUUAGGAAGGACUUAAAACUGCUCUUAUACCAUCAUCUAUCUAAACAAAUAGAAAGAGUAGUACUACUCCUAGAAAAUUAAUUUCUUCUAUUAAUAGUAGGGGUGGAGAUUAAAUACUAUCAACUUCUAGAAAUAGAUCGUUUAAAGAAACCAAUUAAAAGCAUAUUGAUAUCAGUCAAAUAGAUGAUCCAAUUUAGAGGGGUUUCAUGAUUAUAGAAAAUUUAUAUCACUCAAUAGAAAGAAAAUUUUAAAAAUAAGAAUAAGUUUGA
Tetrahymena thermophila SB210 is the source of this 1995-nucleotide messenger RNA. RefSeq lists its product as hypothetical. The transcript is spliced from 3 exons. Lineage: Eukaryota; Ciliophora; Oligohymenophorea; Hymenostomatida; Tetrahymenidae. The record is from RefSeq and is a predicted model, not a curated record.